This is a messenger RNA of Cottoperca gobio, 2192 nucleotides long. Its product is annotated as histone H2B-like. Gene Ontology annotation, cellular component: nucleosome. The record is from RefSeq and is a predicted model, not a curated record. The transcript has a single exon. NCBI's taxonomy places the organism in Eukaryota, Metazoa, Chordata, Actinopteri, Perciformes, Bovichtidae. Gene Ontology annotation, molecular function: DNA binding; structural constituent of chromatin; protein heterodimerization activity. Bases 25 to 399 code for a protein of 124 amino acids.
CAGGACAAAGAUCCACUGCUCAUCAUGCCGGACGUCACCGUGAAAGCGCCCAAGAAGGGCUCAAAGAAAGCCGUCUCUAAGACCGCCACCAAGACUGGCAAGAAGAGGAGAAAGUCCAGGAAGGAGAGCUACGCCAUCUACGUGUACAAGGUGAUGAAGCAGGUCCACCCCGACACCGGCAUCUCCUCCAAGGCCAUGGGUAUCAUGAACUGCUUCGUGAGCGACAUCUUCGAGCGCAUCGCCGGUGAGGCCUCCCGUCUGGCUCACUACAACAAGCGCUCCACCAUCACUUCCAGGGAGAUCCAGACCGCUGUCCGCCUGCUGCUGCCCGGGGAGCUGGCGAAGCACGCCGUGUCUGAGGGCACCAAGGCCGUGACCAAGUACACCAGCUCCAAGUAAACUGCUGUGAAGUCAACUACUCAAAGGCUCUUUUAAGAGCCACCCACUACAUCUGGAGACUUGUCCUGUCAGUUAAACUAUUUAUUAUAGAAAGUGUAUAAAAUUCAAAUCCUGUCACUUCAAUAACUACAUGUAGAACAGAAAAUCAGUUGUAUUUUAAUGUAACCUGCCGUUUUCGUGCUUUCCCAUCUGUAAAUACCACGUGUGCAACCAGGUUCUUGGCCUACGGCCAUACCACCCUGAACAUGUCUGAUUUCGAAAGCUAAGCAGGGUCGGGACGGGUCAGUACUUGUUUUGGAGAGCGCCUGGGAAUACCCGGUGCUGUAAACUUUUCAUUCUUUCAUCAGCAGUGGGCGCUGCUGCCUCUUCAGUGGCGACACAGCUGACAACAGUUUGCUAUUCAACAAAGACUUGCUGAAAUUCACAAGCCAAGGGGUGGGGGGAUUCACUCAAAUACCUACAUACCUAUGCUAAAUAACCUGUACAAAUGUAAUGCCCAAAGUAAAUUGAAAGCUGCUCUUCAACCAUUCACUCCAUUCACUGCUUCUGGCACUGAGUAAUAGUGGACUGAAGUUUGUUGUUGAGAAAGAUGCCUGAAGAUGGGUGUAUAUGGUAGGUAUGAGCUGGAAAACACAAUAGAAACAUAGCACCAAGUGUUACCAGGUUCAAAUUUCAGAUUAACUGGACAACAACAUAACAUAUUAGACAAGUUUUUCUAAGAGUAACACCAGGCGUUCACAAACUGCAUUUGUAGAUAUUAUAUUUAUCGAUUUUAAAAAGGCCAUAAAUAACUUGUAUACCCAAUAUUCUCUAUCAGAAGUAAUGACACAAACUAAGUGUGGAAAUCAUGAAUUUAUUGCUAAACUUAGUGUCACGUGCUCAUUCUUAGAUGUACACUGCACUUUUAUACUUUGGUGUACUAUACACAUCACCAUGUAAAUUGGUGUACUUUUUAUAUCUUGAUCCAUGUGACAUACACAUUACUAUGUAUGUAUAUUUUUGUACUUUUAUGCCUUGAUUAAAGUACCAUACACAUUACUAUGUAUGAUGUUAUAUUCUUAUACUUUUGAUCAGAAUUAUAUGCAUGUCCAUGAUUAAAAAGAGUACUCACAGAGUGAGUUGAACUGUGGCACACAGGGUGCAGGGAGCUAGCUUUGUUUAGAAUAUAACCAGAUAAGGGGUGCGUAAGAAAAGAUGCCCAUUCCGCUAUCAGAGCAGGUGUUGUGUUGAACAGCAGUAACCCAAGACAUGAGGAGACCUUAAAGAUGUUAUGGUAAAACUUUAGCACCCUGUGUCAGGCUGAGACACUGACCGGAGAUGUACUGUUCAAUAUGUAUACUUAAUGUAGUGUAAGUUCAAAUAUGUAUACUAAAUGUAGUGUAAGUUCAAAUAUGUAUACUUAAUGUAGUGUAAGUUCAAAUAUGUAUACUUAAUGUCGUGUAAGUUCAAAUAUGUAUACUCAAUGUAGUGUAAGUUCAAAUAUAUGUAUACUUAAUGUAGUGUAAGUUCCCAGUAAAUGUAACCAGUUACCAAAUCAGGACACCAAAGAUGAAACUGUGCCAAGAGACAUGAUUACGCCUACCACACCAACAAAAACCAAUAAAAAGAAGGGAUACUCAUAUUUUGCUAGUGUGUAUAUACUGUAUGUGAAUGCUCAUUCGUGGCCUUUUUGUGAAACUGCGACAGUUAACUACGUUGGUGUUCUGUGGAGCAACGAAGCUGAUUGGCCCUCAUGAGUAUAAUUUGAUGUUUUGAUUUGAAUAAAUAACUUGAUAUUAUAACCCAAAGAUUCC